AUGGCUGCUCAUAUUCCCUUGUGUAUGGGGUUCUUCUUCACCACAGUUUCACAAUUCCUAUCCACUUUGGCACUACCAGACAAUUACAUUAUUCACAUGGACUUAUCGGCAAUGCCUCGGGCCUUCUCCAGCCAUCAUAGCUGGUACUUGGCCACGCUUGCCUCUGUAACGGACCUUAGCACCACCACAACUGCCAGUAACCCAACUUCUUCAUCCACCUCUAAACUUAUCUAUGGUUAUACCAAUGUUGUUCAUGGUUUUAGUGCUAGUCUUUCUCUUUCUGAGCUCGAAGCUAUUAAAAACUCCCCGGGCUAUGUCUCGUCAAUUAGAGACAUGUCUGCUAAAGUUGACACGACUCACUCGUUCCAAUUCCUUGGCCUAAACUCCAAUUCCGGAGCAUGGCCAAGUUCCGACUAUGGCAAAGAUAUCAUAAUUGGUUUAGUCGAUACAGGAGUUUGGCCCGAGAGCAAAAGUUUCAAAGACGAUGGAAUGUCAGAAAUUCCAUCAAGAUGGAGAGGUGAAUGUGAAAAUGGCAACCAAUUUAAUUCAUCUAUGUGCAACAAGAAACUCAUUGGAGCUCGUUAUUUCAACAAAGGCCUACUUGCCAGUUUUCCUAACCUGACAAUCUCGAUGAAUUCUGCUCGUGACACCGACGGACAUGGUACUCACACUUCAUCCACAGCUGCUGGAAAUUAUGUGGAAGGUGCAUCUUACUUCGGUUAUGCCCCGGGAACCACCAGAGGCAUGGCUCCUCGGGCUCGAGUGGCAAUCUACAAGGCCCUUUGGGCUGAGGGUGUAUUCAUGUCUGAUGUUCUGGCUGCAAUUGAUCAAGCAAUCAUCGAUGGCGUUGAUGUCUUGUCCCUAUCAUUGGGUGUUGAUGGUGUUCCUUUGUAUGAAGACCUCAUCGCCAUUGCUACCUUUGCAGCCUUGGAGAAAGGUAUAUUCGUCUCUACCUCAUCGGGAAACGAGGGACCUUACCUCGAGUCCCUGCACAAUGGGACACCUUGGGUUCUCAAUGUUGCUGCUGGUACCAUAGAUCGGGAAUUCAUAGCAAUUGUAACUUUAGACAAUGGAGUUUCGAUUUUGGGGUCAUCUCUCUAUCCUGGCAAUUCAAUUUCAAGCAAAGUCCCAAUGGUUUUCAUGGAUUCCUGCGAUGACGUGAAGGAAUUGAACAAAAUUGGGCACAAGAUUGUUGUGUGCCAAGACAAGAAUGAUACCAUCAGUGAACAAGUUUACAAUGUGAAAAAUGCUAGAGUUUCCGGUGGUGUCUUCAUAACCAAUAACACCGACAUAGGUUUCUACAUUCAGGCCCCAUUUCCAGCAGUGUUUUUGAAUCCUGAGAAUGGUGAAAUCCUUUUGGAUUACAUCAAGAACAGCUCUAUCCCAAAGGUAGUAAGUGUUAAGUUCCAAGGAACAAGUCUUGGUACUAAACCAGCACCGAAAGCCACUAGCUAUAGCUCGAGAGGGCCAUCACCAAGCUGCCCAUUUGUCAUGAAGCCAGAUCUUAUGGCUCCUGGUGAUCUGAUCUUAGCUUCAUGGCCUGAGAAUACAUCGGUGGCCGAUCUGAGUUCCAGGGACCUUUUUAAUAGCUUCAAUAUCUUGUCUGGUACAUCAAUGGCAUGCCCACAUGCUGCUGGAAUUGCAGCAUUGCUUAGAGGGGCUCACCCGGAAUGGAGUCCGGCAGCGAUUCGAUCGGCCAUGAUGACCACCUCAGAUGGACUGGACAAUACAUUCAACCCCAUUGAAGACAUUGGAUUUAAUAACCAACCCGCCAGUCCUCUAGCCAUUGGAGCUGGACACAUCAAUCCAAACAAGGCCUUAGACCCCGGACUCGUUUACGAUGUCCAACUCGAGGAUUACAUUAACCUCCUUUGUGCAUUGAAUUUCACCUCAAAGCAAAUUCAAACAAUCACAAGGUCAUCUUCUCACAACUGCUCAAACCGAUCUUUGGAUCUUAAUUACCCAUCUUUCAUUGCCUAUUUCAAUGCAAAUUACACGAACCGCGACGUCAAAAUUGUUCAAGAAUUUCAAAGGACGGUGACUAAUGUUGGAGAUGGAAUGUCAAGCUAUUCAGCAAAACUGACACCCAUUGAUGGAUUAACCGUCACCGUUGCGCCCGACAAAUUGGUUUUUCGUGAGAAGUACGAAAAGCAAAGCUACAAGCUGAGUAUUGAAGGUCCAGGACUGCUCAAAGAUUUGGUGGUUUAUGGCUCACUGAAUUGGGUAGAUAGUGAAGGAUUCUAG
This is a messenger RNA of Ilex paraguariensis (yerba mate), 2244 nucleotides long. NCBI's taxonomy places the organism in Eukaryota, Viridiplantae, Streptophyta, Magnoliopsida, Aquifoliales, Aquifoliaceae. The record is from the annotation of a GenBank genome assembly.